AUGUCAGCCCAAUUGAAAAUUAACACAACCCAAUUCACUUUAAACACCGGCGCUAAAAUCCCAGCAGUUGGUUUGGGUACAUGGCGUGCAAGUGAAAAAGAUGCUGCUUACAAUUCUGUCUUGACUGCGUUAAAAAAUGGCUACAGACAUAUUGAUACUGCUGCUAUCUACGGAAACGAGGAGGAAGUAGGUAGAGGAAUUGCUGCAGCAGGAAUCCCAAGAGAGGAAUUAUUUGUCACUACUAAAUUGUGGAACAAGAAACACAAGGAUGUCGAAGCUGCUUUAGAUGAGUCUUUGAAAAAAUUGGGUCUCGACUAUAUUGAUUUGUACUUGAUCCACUGGCCAGUUUCAACCGAUCCAGAGACCGACAAGCCAUACUUAGAUCACGACUUCGUUGAUACUUGGAAAACUUUGCAAAAGAUUUACAAAGAAGGUAAAAAGGUCAAGGCGAUUGGUGUUUCAAACUUUACUGUCAAGAAAUUGGAAAAACUUUUGAAUGCUGAAGGUGUUGAUGUUGUUCCAGCUGCUAACCAGGUUGAAGCUCACCCAUUGUUGACUCAACCUGAAUUAUACGACUAUUUGAAAUCAAAGAAUAUUGUUUUGGAAGCUUAUUCACCAUUGGGAUCUAGUGAAUCCCCAUUAUUCAAAAACAAGACGAUUACUGAUAUUGCCGAAAAGAAUGGUGUUGAACCAGCCCAAGUCUUGGUUUCAUGGGCUGUACAAAGAGAUACUGUUGUUUUACCAAAAUCUGUCACUGAUUCAAGAAUCAUCUCGAACAUCAAGACCUUCACAUUAAGCAAAGAGGACUUUGAAAUUUUGAACAAGCUUUCUGAGAAAGAUGGUGUUGUUAGAACCUGUAACCCGGGAUUUAAUAACUUCGAUGAUUAA
This is a messenger RNA of Lodderomyces orthopsilosis Co 90-125, 888 nucleotides long. RefSeq names its product Gcy1 possible aldo/keto reductase. The record is from RefSeq and is a predicted model, not a curated record. NCBI's taxonomy places the organism in Eukaryota, Fungi, Ascomycota, Pichiomycetes, Serinales, Debaryomycetaceae. Gene Ontology annotation, molecular function: aldose reductase (NADPH) activity. Bases 1 to 888 code for a protein of 295 amino acids. Gene Ontology annotation, cellular component: cytosol. The transcript has a single exon.